This is a messenger RNA of Sphaeroforma arctica JP610, 1193 nucleotides long. RefSeq lists its product as hypothetical. The record is from RefSeq and is a predicted model, not a curated record. Bases 144 to 872 code for a protein of 242 amino acids. Gene Ontology annotation, cellular component: cytoplasm; nucleus. The transcript has 3 exons. NCBI's taxonomy places the organism in Eukaryota, Ichthyosporea, Ichthyophonida.
CAAAUAUUAAAUAAAAUAAUAGAAUACAUGUGUCUGUAUGUAUUGACUGGUCAAGUUGUCAUAUGUAUGGUAUCAUGAUGUUAGGUUUAUACACUAUACGGUACCAGGUUUAGCAUGUCGGAAAUACGUUAUGGUAUGUAAAUAUGGGCUAUAAUAACAAUGUCCCCACAUGGGCUGUGAUAGCGGUAACAGCCAUAUGCAGUAUAGCAAUAACAGUCGCUGUGCAGCGCAUAUCUUCGCCUGCCGAUGAGGGCUCUGGCAAUAAAAGAGGUUGUAAAAGCAAAUCAUUACGGAGCAAGCAGAAGAGUAUCGAUGCAAAAGAUGUGGGGGGUAAACAAGGGACUCUACGCGGUAUUUGUGAAGAAGAAUCAUUUUCGCCGCCAUUGCCAAGUGUUGUAGUAAAUGUACUUAAGACGUCUGGCUUAAGUUAUUUGGCUACGGUGAAUGCGGAAGGUGAACCACAUCUUUCUCUGAUGGCGUUUACGUACGUGCAAGAAGAUGAGAAAAUCGUACUCUCAACUAGAAGGGAUACGAAGAAAGCCAAUAACCUGCUGGUGUCUGGUGGCAUAGUAUCUCUUCUAAUCCACGACGGGGAUGCCGACACAGUCACAGUGAACCCGGUUGAACAAGAGAGCGCACAAGCCAAGUGCACCUGCAGCAUCACUUUGGUUGGCGAAGCUAGUGUGGAAUCGGGUGAACGAGCGGAGAGGUAUAGAGCCAAACAUUUAGAAAACAAUCCGAAGGGUGCUGUAUUUAUCAAUGGUGAUAACAUCGCCAUUGUAACGGUGAAGGUCUUGGAGGCUUCAAUCUGUAAUUCGAAAGACAAGGUAAAACGAUGGACAGCUUCGAGCGGAACCACGGAAUACAAAUGAACAUAGGGGCUCUAUGCGGGCACUCGCUUUCAUCUCGAAUCGAGUAUGUAGAUGGGCCGGGCAUACCCCACAGCUCCACGAUAUCGUUUUCCCCAUUCACCGAAUCCGAGUCGUUCCGGCUUAUAUAUUUCGUCCCUCCAUCAAAUACAAGUUGAUACAGACCAGGCCCUUUCUGGAGGCGCCACUAAUGCAUAGAACGGAACACCAUUGUCUACUGAUUUUUCCUCCCUUUUACGCAUGCAAUUAUAGUACUAUAAUGAAUAUUGAUAUUAAUGGACGUGAGGCUAAAACCCUAUUAAAAAAACCCCUAACCACAAUGGA